Messenger RNA from Ailuropoda melanoleuca (giant panda), 5175 nucleotides. It is a transcript of the gene ACP2, whose product is annotated as acid phosphatase 2, lysosomal. Bases 33 to 1304 code for a protein of 423 amino acids. The transcript has 11 exons. NCBI's taxonomy places the organism in Eukaryota, Metazoa, Chordata, Mammalia, Carnivora, Ursidae. Gene Ontology annotation, cellular component: lysosome. Gene Ontology annotation, biological process: dephosphorylation; lysosome organization. Gene Ontology annotation, molecular function: acid phosphatase activity. The record is from RefSeq and is a predicted model, not a curated record.
CCAGCCUUUUUGUAGCAUAGUCUCUAGCGGUGAUGGCGGGCAGACAGUUUGCGUGGAGCGGGGCGGCUCUUCUCCAGCUCCUUCUUGGCGUGAACCUGAUAGUGUUGCCCCCCACCCAGGCCCGGAGUCUGCGCUUCGUUACUUUGCUGUACCGACAUGGAGACCGUUCACCAGUGAAGACAUAUCCCAAGGACCCCUAUCAGGAAGACGAGUGGCCUCAGGGGUUUGGUCAGCUAACCAAGGAGGGGAUGCGGCAGCAUUGGGAGCUGGGCCAGGCUCUGCGGCAGCGCUACCACGGCUUUCUCAACACCUCCUACCACCGGCAAGAGGUUUAUGUGCGAAGCACAGACUUUGACCGUACUCUCAUGAGUGCUGAGGCCAACCUGGCUGGACUCUUCCCUCCCAACGGGAUGCAGCGUUUCAACCCAAAUAUCUCUUGGCAACCUAUCCCCGUCCACACUGUGCCCAUCGCUGAGGAUAGGCUGCUGAAGUUCCCAUUGGGCCCAUGUCCCCGUUACGAGCAGCUGCAGAACGAGACCCGACAGACACCAGAGUAUCAGAAUGAGAGUAUUCAGAAUGCACAAUUUCUGGAUAUGGUGGCCAAUGAGACAGGGCUUACAGACUUGACACUGGAGACCGUCUGGAAUGUCUAUGACACACUCUUCUGUGAGCAAACACACGGGCUGGUCCUGCCGCCCUGGGCCUCACCCCAAACCAUGCAGCGUCUGAGCCGGCUAAAGGACUUCAGCUUCCGCUUCCUCUUCGGGAUCUACGAGCAGGCGGAGAAGGCCCGGCUUCAGGGGGGCGUCCUGCUGGCUCAAAUACGGAAGAACCUGACCCUGAUGGCAGCCUCUUCCCAGCUCCCUAAGCUGCUGGUUUACUCUGCGCAUGAUACCACCCUGGUUGCUCUGCAAAUGGCACUGGAUGUCUACAAUGGGGAACAGGCCCCGUACGCCUCCUGCCACAUAUUUGAACUGUACCAGGAAGAUAACGGGAAUUUCUCAGUGGAGAUGUACUUUCGGAAUGAGAGUAAUAAGGCUCCCUGGCCACUGGUCCUGCCUGGCUGCCCUCACCGCUGCCCACUGCAGGACUUCCUUCACCUCACAGAGCCCAUCGUGCCCAAGGAUUGGCAGCAGGAGUGUCAGCUGGCAAGCGGCCCCGCGGACACAGAGGUGAUCGUGGCCUUGGCUGUAUGUGGCUCCAUCCUCUUCCUCCUCAUAGUGCUGCUCCUCACCGUCCUUUUCCGGAUGCAGGCCCAGCCUCCUGGCUACCGCCACGUCGCAGAUGGGGAAGAUCACGCCUGACAACCACUCAGCCCCCUUCCCUCUGCCUCCUAGGGGAGGUGGGCUGGGCCCUUGCUCCUGACUGUUGCUGCUCCCCAGCCCAUGGACAGGAGACCCUGGGUUGGCCUCCCUCUGAUAACCCCAACCUAGAUGAACAAGUGGGACUCGACUUGGCCUGUGGCACCUGUCACUCAGCAUUCACGUGCCUCCCUAUUCACCAAGUACUGUGUUGGACUUGGGCUUUCUCCAGACAAGAUUUGCCUCCACCAUGCUUACUAAGGACCAGGAGUGUAGACAAGUGUUCAAGUUUCACUCAGGACCUGGGAUUGAAAAACUGAAGGACUUAGUGCUUGAUCUGCCUCAGCCCUGCCGAUCAAGCCUUGCUCUCUCUUGCAGCCCGCAGUCUUUGGCAGACGGUUCAGAGGACGCAGUCUUGCCUCUCAGUGCUUAUUUUAGUGGGAAAAACUGCACAACAUUGGGGGUACAGACAUCAGCCACCAAGGAACCAAAUUGUCCAGAGGUCAGCCAGCCAAGUUCUCCUUUGUCCCCCUGAAGCCACCAUUAGAGUCAGACAUAAUGCUUCAGGCGUCUCUGUCACCCUGCAGUUGGAGCAGGUCAGAAGGGUGUUUGGACCGGGGAAGGGGUGGGGGAUGGGGGAAGGGGCGUGAGUUAUGGUACAGUCAUGACACUACAAUCCCUCUCAGCUAGGCUGGGGUCUCCAGGGACCAGAGGCAAAUGCAGGUUGUGAGCUGGACAGCUUGUGACUGUGGUCCAGAAUGGGGCUAAGGCAGCUGCCAGAGAAUGAAAGUUCUAGACUCUUAGCACUGUUUCUGUGCCUUUUCUUCAUUUAGGGGCCCCAAGGAGCCCUUUGACCAGGUCAGUGCUGGAAGAUCCACUCAGCAGCUCAGUUGGGUAUGGUUUUAUUAGCCACGUCAAUAGUGAGCACAAACUGAAAACCACUGCCUGACCACUCUGUCACUGCACGUCAGAGAAUAGAAAAGUACCUUGGCUCCAGGACAAGCUUGGCUCCAGGCUAGAUAGAGCAGGGACCCUUGGGGCACCUGGGGCACCAACCCUGGAGAAGUUUCUGGAGCUAAGCCCAGAGCAGUAACAUGCCAGUGUCCCAGUCCCACAGUGUCCCAUGCCACAGUGUCCCUGCUCCAACCCUAAGACUUGGAUACCUUUGGCCCUUUAAAACACAGCCGCCUCUUCUCACAGGAUUUGUUCCCAGGCAGCGCCAAGCUCUGGCUUGGCCCACACCUUCAUUAAUGUCUCUCAUGUCCGCCUUCCAGCUUCCUCCUGGCUCCAAAUGAGAAUGUGAUAACCUAGGAGGAGUGAGACCAGUCUGACUUGGACCUUCCAUGAUCAGUCUCUGAGAAUUUGGGGGGCUGGCCCAGGGAACCUAGGACUUGGUCAGGAAAUACCAGGAAACAGGACAGCAGCCAGGCAUUGUCACGACCAAGAUAAGGCAAGAGGCAUGGAGGGCCUAGGCCAAAGAGUCCACUGUCUCCUGGAAAUCUUUACUGACACCUACCCUGGGGUGACUGGCAGGGCUAAGCUGAGGGGGGCCUGCACUCAACCUGGGGGAGUAGGGUAGGGCUUGGCCAAUCUGAGAUACAGCCUGCUUCACUCACCCAUCACAGAGGCCAGCGUGUCCCCCAUGGAAUUGAACUCAUUGAGCUGCAGAGACAAGGGCAUAAGCAUCAGGAGGAGGUGAGGUAUUGGGAGAAGCGCACGUGAGGACUGCACACAUUUCUGGUCGUUUUUGGUCAGUGAAGGUAGGUUGAAGCCCUGCUUCCUCCCAUCAUUUGAGGGCCCAAACCUCACCGAAAUGAUACCAGAAGAUUCUGGGUCAUAGAGCUGAUACAUCAUCUUCCCUGAGUUUCCAUCAAACACAUCGAUGGUCCUUAAUUCAUGGGGUGUACAGCUUUUGAAAUUAGGAUCUGGGUACCGGCCCACGACAAUGAGGUUGUACCGAGGAUGCCAGGUUGCCUAGGAGAUGGAGAGUUGUCAUGAGAGUAAAUGCAGAGUACUAUAAAGAGGGACAUCAAAAGUAUUCUUUGCCACUCACAACUGUUAGUACAAUUGCCAGCAAUUUAAUAAUGGAGAUAAGACCCACACGAAACUACAAGAACAGCUUUCAAGUGCUUACGCAUCCACCAUCCCAAAUUUUUAAUCGCAAAUUGGCCUCUCUGGACCUUGGGACACCUUCAGGCCUCUGGACCUUGGGACACCUUCUUUCGUGUUUCCUGAGAUCAUACCAACUGAUAAAUGUUUUAACAUCAGCUUGACCCAGACAUUAAUCAAAGAGGUAAGCCUACAACCAAGCAAAACGUCUCUGGUAACCAAACCAAAUAGGAUAUAAACUCUGAAGUAAUCCCACUACUGUCCCUCCUCCAUCAACGCGAAUGACGAAGAGUUGAGCAGAAAACGGCUAGUGGCCAAGAAAGGGAAGGAGCCCUGUGUUGCCAAAUUACCGCCCUCAACAAAUCUGGCAGUCGGAAUGACAGAAUCACAUGGGGUUUUCCUAAGAAAUCACAAGGAAGUGUUGAAGGAGGAAAGACCUGGUUAGCAGGAAGGACAGAGUGGUACGUGCUAUGGCUUGGAAAUAAGUCACAAGUCUCGCCUGGGCAGCUGGAAAUUGUCCUGGCUGAAUACAAAGUGGAAGAUGACACGUGGAUCAGUGGGAGCCAACCAGUGAGGAACCCUUGUUCUUAAGAGCUUGGAUUUGAUUUGAGGUAUGUGGGAGCCACUUUAGUAUUAAAUGAUCACUGCUGACGUGGUACUUCCCAGGCACUAGACAUGUGUUUUAAGUAUACGGAUUCUUCCAACAACCCUGCCUGUCAGAUACUGUCAUUUGCUUUUUGGAGAUAAGGAAACAUCCAAAAUUGAAGCGGCUUACCCAAGGACUCUAACUGGGGGUGUGGGCCUGCCUGAAGCUGGUGCCCCCACCACUAUGCUCUGUUGACGAAAGAACUACAGGCAUGAAACCUGGAGGUCUGAAAAGGGGCUGCGGUGUUAGAAAAAGAACAGAAACCGGGAGAGCAGAGGAACGGGCAGAGUUGAGGCUGCCUGGGGCGUGGGCAGGAAGGAAUCUGAAGACUUAAAGACUGUCAGCCUUGGGGGCUGAGGUCAGCUGGGGCGCCAGCAGCACACGCAGGUAACUGGAGGUGAGGGCAGAACAGCUGGGAGGUGGGCUGGGACGAGGAAGAGAGCUUAUGGGAGACAAAGAAAACACAGCACAGUGGGAUUGCAGAAGGGGGACAGAAGUUGCAGAGAGUGCCCAGAGAGAAGAGACAGCUUCGUGAGGGUGCAGGAUGAGAUCUGGGAUUAGGGAUUCCAGAUCCGGCCUCUCCCAACCUCAGGUAGACCCAGUCCGUCCAAGUGAUCACAGCUCCCUGCCUCCCUCACUUACCUUGAUGGGCGUCAGGUGCUGGAAGUGGCGGUGAGGGUGUGGGAUCAAGCUCGGAGGGCAGUCCCACUGGGAGGCCGAAUAAACCCGGAGCUCACUCUUCUGGUCAGUGGUCAGGAGCUGGGCUCCAUCGGGACUGAAACAAGCUAGCAAGUGAAAAGCCCCAGAGCUGAAGGAAACCCAGGCCCUUGUUAUCCUGGCUGCCACAGGCCUUCUCCUGCAGGGGCACCCUCUCUCCCACUCCUCUCUAGAUGGGGGUGGAAGGGAGGAGGUGAAUCUGGACUGUGAACAAAAACAUUCUAGAAACGGGGCGCCGGGGUGGCUCAGUCGGUUAAGCUGCCAGACUCUUGAUUUUGGCUUGGCUGGGUUCGUUAUCUUAGCUUCCUCGCUCAGCGGGAAGUCUGCUUGUCCCUCUGCCUUUGCCCCUCCCCCUGCUUGUGCUCUCUCUCAAAAAAAUAAAAUAAAUCUUAAAAAAAAAAA